GGCAGUCGGAAGUUGCCUGAGCGGAGCCCCGCCGGCCGGCCCGACCGGCCUUCGUCGUCCCCAGGCGCCCUGGGAGAGUCACCGACUGGUGUACUGACUGACCGCCUGAGGACGGUCGGCCGGGGCGGUGAAAGAGCAGGCCUAAUGGCGCGGGUCGCGUGAGGCGGAAAGCUGAGUGCGGCCGGCGGCGGCGCCCGCCCCAGCGAUGCGGGCCCCGCCCGUCGCCUCAGGUGCCAUUUGGUUAGUACUUUAGCGGCACGAUGUACUCUGAGUGGAGGUCCCUGCAUUUGGUGAUUCAGAAUGAUCAGGGUCAUACCAGUGUGCUGCACAGCUAUCCAGAGAGCGUUGGGCGAGAGGUUGCAAAUGCAGUGGUUCGUCCUCUUGGGCAGGCAUUAGGCACUCCUUCAGUGGCUGGUAGUGAGAGUUUGUUAAAAACUGACAAAGAAGUAAAAUGGACCAUGGAAGUAAUUUGCUAUGGACUGACCCUUCCACUGGAUGGAGAGACUGUAAAAUAUUGUGUUGAUGUGUAUACAGACUGGAUUAUGGCUUUAGUGUUGCCGAAAGAUUCUAUUCCAUUGCCCGUUAUUAAAGAGCCUAAUCUAUAUGUUCAAAGUAUACUAAAACACCUACAAAAUCUUUUUGUACCAAGACAGGAACAUGGCUCCAGUCAGACCCGACUAUGCUUACAGGUCCUGAGAGCCAUUCAGAAACUGGCUCGUGAGUCAUCCAUAAUGGCCCGAGAAACCUGGGAAGUCUUACUGUUGUUUCUUCUGCAGAUCAAUGACAUACUUCUGGCCCCACCAACUGUUCAAGGUGGCAUUGCUGAGAAUCUAGCAGAGAAGUUGAUUGGUGUUCUCUUUGAAGUUUGGUUACUAGCUUGUACUCGGUGUUUUCCAACACCUCCUUAUUGGAAAACAGCCAAGGAGAUGGUGGCUAAUUGGAGGCACCACCCAGCAGUGGUGGAGCAGUGGAGCAAGGUCAUCUGUGCACUGACUUCCAGAUUGCUACGCUUUACAUAUGGUCCUUCAUUUCCUCCAUUUAAAAUUCCUGAUGAAGAUGCUAGUCUGAUCCCUCCAGAAAUGGAUAAUGAGUGUGUUGCCCAGACAUGGUUUCGAUUUUUACAUAUGUUAAGUAAUCCCGUGGAUUUGAGUAACCCAGCYAUUAUAAGCUCUACUCCCAAAUUUCAGGAACAGUUCUUGAAUGUGAGCGGAAUGCCGCAAGAAUUAAAUCAGUAUCCCUGCCUUAAACAUCUGCCUCAAAUAUUUUUUCGUGCCAUGCGUGGAAUCAGCUGUCUUGUGGAUGCAUUCUUAGGCAUUUCUAGACCUCGAUCAGACAGUGCUCCUCCAACACCUGUGAAUAGGUUAAGCAUGCCUCAAAGUACUGCUGUCAAUACCACCCCACCACAUAACCGGAGGCACCGGGCUGUUACUGUGAAUAAGGCCACCAUGAAGACAAGCACAGUCAGUACUGCUCAUGCCUCAAAAGUCCAGCAUCAGACAUCCUCAACCUCUCCUCUGUCAAGUCCAAAUCAGACUAGUUCAGAACCUCGGCCAUUGCCUGCCCCUAGGAGACCAAAGGUUAACAGCAUCUUGAAUCUCUUUGGAUCAUGGUUAUUUGACGCAGCAUUUGUUCACUGUAAACUUCAUAAUGGGAUAAACAGAGACAGCAGCAUGACUGCAUCUUUUAUCCAAAUUCUUCUUUCUUAUAAAUCUUCCAUUACAACACAAGCUAGCAUGGAGUUUCGACGGAAAGGGUCACAAAUGUCCACAGACACCAUGGUUACCAAUCCUAUGUUUGAUGCAAGUGAAUUUCCUGAUAACUAUGAAGCAGGAAGAGCUGAGGCAUGUGGGACACUGUGUAGAAUUUUUUGUAGCAAGAAGACUGGAGAAGAGAUUCUGCCAGCUUAUUUAUCCAGAUUUUACAUGCUUUUAAUUCAAGGUUUGCAGAUAAAUGAUUAUAUAUGCCAUCCUGUCUUGGCCAGCGUUAUUCUAAACUCCCCUCCUUUGUUCUGCUGUGACUUGAAAGGGAUUGAUGUUGUGGUUCCUUACUUUAUUUCAGCUCUUGAAACCAUUUUGCCUGACAGAGAACUCUCAAAAUUCAAAAGCUAUGUAAAUCCAACAGAACUAAGAAGAUCCUCCAUUAACAUCCUACUUUCUUUGUUGCCCCUCCCUCAUCAUUUUGGCACAGUCAAAUCUGAGGUGGUCCUGGAAGGAAAGUUUAGUAAUGAUGACAGCUCUUCUUAUGAUAAACCGAUAACUUUUCUGUCCCUGAAGUUGAGACUUGUGAAUAUACUAAUAGGUGCCUUGCAAACAGAAACGGACCCCAACAACACCCAAAUGAUACUAGGGGCAAUGUUAAAUAUUGUUCAAGAUUCUGCACUCUUAGAAGCCAUUGGUUGCCAAAUGGAGAUGGGUGGUGGAGAAAAUAACCUGAAGAGUCAUAGUCGCACUAAUAGUGGUAUUAGUUCAGCAAGUGGUGGAAGCACAGAGCCCACAACUCCUGACAGUGAGAGACCUGCUCAAGCUCUCCUGAGGGAUUAUGCUCUUAAUACAGAUUCAGCUGCUGGGCUCCUGAUUCGCAGCAUUCAUCUCGUCACCCAAAGACUCAAUUCCCAGUGGCGGCAAGACAUGAGCAUAUCACUGGCAGCUCUAGAGCUCCUCUCUGGCCUGGCAAAGGUGAAGGUGAUGGUUGACUCAGGAGACCGGAAGCGAGCCAUCAGUUCUGUGUGCAGCUACAUUGUGUACCAGUGCAGUCGGCCAGCUCCUUUUCACUCCCGGGAUCUGCACUCCAUGAUAGUGGCAGCUUUUCAGUGUCUGUGUGUCUGGCUGACAGAGCACCCUGAUAUGCUUGAUGAAAAGGACUGUCUUAAGGAAGUACUGGAGAUUGUGGAACUGGGUAUCUCAGGAAGUAAGUCCAAGAACAGUGAGCAAGAGGUCAAGUACAAAGGAGAUAAGGAGCCAAACCCUGCAUCUAUGAGGGUAAAGGAUGCUGCUGAAGCCACCCUGACAUGUAUUAUGCAGUUGCUUGGUGCAUUUCCUUCACCCAGUGGUCCUGCCUCUCCUUGUAGUCUGGUGAAUGAGACCACUCUGAUCAAAUACUCCAGGCUGCCAACUAUCAACAAGCAUAGUUUCCGGUACUUUGUCUUGGAUAACAGUGUUAUCCUAGCAAUGCUGGAGCAACCUCUUGGAAAUGAGCAGAAUGAUUUUUUCCCCUCUGUCACUGUGCUGGUCCGGGGGAUGUCUGGAAGACUUGCUUGGGCACAACAGCUUUGCCUUUUACCCAGAGGAGCAAAAGCAAACCAGAAGCUAUUUGUGCCUGAACCUCGCCCAGUUCCUAAAAAUGAUGUUGGAUUUAAGUAUACUGUGAAACAUCGGCCAUUUCCUGAAGAGGUGGACAAGAUACCUUUUGUGAAAGCAGACCUGAGUAUUCCAGAUUUGCAUGAAAUUGUCACUGAAGAAUUAGAAGAGAGACAUGAAAAAUUAAGGAGUGGCAUGGCCCAGCAGAUUGCUUAUGAGAUACACCUUGAGCAGCAGAGUGAGGGAGAAUUGCAGAAGAGAAGCUUUCCUGACCCCAUUACGGAUUGCAAGCCCCCACCACCUGCCCAGGAAUUUCAGACAGCCCGCCUUUUCCUCUCACAUUUUGGAUUUUUGUCUUUAGAGGCAUUGAAGGAACCUGCAAAUAGUCGUCUACCUCCUCACCUUAUUGCACUUGAUUCCACGAUACCUGGGUUUUUUGAUGACAUCGGGUAUCUGGAUCUCUUGCCAUGUCGUCCUUUUGACACAGUUUUUAUUUUCUAUAUGAAACCAGGUCAGAAAACAAACCAAGAGAUUUUAAAGAAUGUGGAGUCUUCCAGAAAUGUUCAGCCACAUUUCCUAGAAUUUUUGCUCUCCCUUGGCUGGUCGGUAGAUGUGGGCAAACACCCUGGCUGGACAGGACAUGUUUCCACCAGUUGGUCGAUUAACAGUUGUGAUGAUGGGGAAGGGUCUGAACAAGAUGAGGUAGUUUCCUCUGAAGAUGCUGGGGCUAGCAUUUUCAAUGGACAAAAGAAGGUGCUGUAUUAUGCUGAUGCCCUGACGGAAAUAGCUUUUGUGGUUCCUUCUCCUGUGGAGUCCUUGACUGAUUCAUUGGAAAGUAACAUCUCAGACCAGGAUAGUGACUCAAACAUGGAUCUUAUGCCAGGAAUUCUGAAACAGCCAUCCCUGACACUUGAGCUUUUCCCCAAUCACACAGACAAUCUUAAUUGCUCACAGAGGCUCAGUCCCAGUUCCAGAAUGAAGAAGCUGCCUCAGGGUCGCCCUGUGCCUCCUCUUGGACCUGAGACAAGAGUUUCUGUGGUCUGGGUAGAACGCUAUGAUGAUAUAGAAAAUUUUCCUCUUUCAGAUCUGAUGACAGAGAUCAGUACUGGUGUGGAAACUACUGCAAAUAGUAGCACUUCUCUGAGAUCUACAAAUCUUGAAAAAGAAGUUCCAGUUAUCUUCAUACACCCUUUAAACACUGGAUUGUUCCGGAUAAAAAUCCAAGGAGCCACUGGAAAAUUUAACAUGGUCAUCCCUCUUGUGGAUGGGAUGAUAGUCAGCCGGCGAGCACUCGGCUUUCUGGUGAGGCAGACUGUAAUAAACAUUUGUAGAAGAAAGAGACUGGAAAGUGAUUCCUACAGCCCACCACAUGUCCGUCGGAAACAGAAAAUCACCGACAUCGUCAACAAGUACCGAAACAAGCAGUUGGAGCCAGAGUUUUAUACUUCACUUUUCCAGGAGGUUGGACUCAAGAGCUGCAGUUCUUAGACCACUGUCUGUCUAGGACAGUUGAACUCCAGUGUGGGGACUGUAAUAUCAAAGCAAGACAGUUUGAUAGGUGAUCACUGUAAAAAUAAACAAAUCACUCCCCAAGAGCUUGCUGUUUAAUCACCGGAAUAGAAGAAACACAUUGUAAACCCAUUGGAUAGAAGACUUUUGGCUUUCUAGUGAAAUGGGCUUUCAGACACAAUCAUAUUCCUGCUGGUAAUGACGAUAAACAUUUUAGCCAUAAACUUUCUUUUAAAAGUGACAAUUUUAGUUAAAUAUAAGCCUUUUGAGGAGAAAGGUUUUUAAUGCAUCUCAGUUAAACACAUGUAUUGGUAGUAUCAACAAAUUUGCAAAUUAGAAGUUGAAGAUAGUUUUAUACCUCACUUUUUAGGAGGUUGUAUUCAAAAUCAAAAUCUGUCUCACAAUCUUCCAGGACACUUACAGGCUUGUGCUGACAGAAUGGAGGAGAAGGAAAGGAGUCUCAGCCUUCUGCUCACUUGUAGGUCCAUUUGUCAUCCAACUGUCAAACUGACAAAAAGAAAAGAACAUAAAUGUCUUUGGCUCAGAAAAGAAGUCUGACAUUAACAUAUUCCAUAUUUUCUCUCCAUAUUUAAACAAGCUGCCAUGUUCAUCACUACACAGAUCUAUCUGAAGGCCUCAGUUCCUGAGUGGACAGAUUACAAUGGAGGCUCAGCCUUGUCCUCUAAUGGAGAUAAUAAUGAAGUUUGUGAGGUUUCAAAGCUGUCAGACAGCAGUGAUGCCUCUACUCUCCAUUAUUUGUCUCCAGCUUGGCGACAAAAUAACAGCUUAAAUAUUUGUGAUUCUUGAUUACAUAUSAAGAAAUAUAAAUUCACAACAGGGUUGAAAAUUAUUGAGUUUCAUCCAUUAUCUCUUAUUUCAGGACCAAGAAGCAAACUGUAAUAGUUGAUGAAGGAUUCUCAUUUGGGGUCAGGAAGUAGCCUCUUAAUGCUACUACUUCAGGUCUCUUCUGGAAAGCUCGUGGAUUACAUCAUGAUUGACAAAUGUUAGUGGCUACCUUCUUGGGCAGAUGCUGUUAAAAAUGGCUGUCUUGCUGUCAGGACUUUGCAGCUAAAGGUCCAGCAAAUCCCUGCCAGGGUAUUGGAAAUAUUUCUGUUACCUCGCUGCUACUUUUCUGCCAGGGAUAAAACUUUGGAGGUGGYCAAACCCAGAUGCAGACCAUCCUUACAAGGAUUCCUGUUAUAGUGCUAUAGUAUAUACCAUUCAUUUCUCCUUUUUUCGUGUGUGCUUUCUUCUUUAGCAAGAUUGUUUUGUAUGAAGAAAAAUAAGUGACAUUUGAAGUACAAAGAAUAGUGAUCAGAGUUGUUCAAGGAUGUUUUUCCACUUGCACUCUAAUGUUAUUAGGUUCUGUAGGUCAGGGCUACACUGGCCUGUUGGGCUUGGUGUUUCAGUCAUUUUCUUAGAGGGUCAGGGGUAGUGGAGGACCUAAUUCCUUGCCAGACAAUUAACCCAGAAGUAUGCAUUUUGCCACCUCUGAGCAAGAAAUGUGGGCAUAGCAACUCUUGGUCACAAGUUGGCCACACCCUUUUCUUCCUUUUUGUAAGCUCAGGUAAAGUUACCCUUCCCCUCCUCCUUCUAUUAUUCUAGUUUCUAUUCAGGGUAUAAUAUUAUUUAAUAAUUGGUUUUCUUUUUGAGCUGGGCAAUAAGUUGAUGUUUCCAGAUGUUAUGGGAGGAGGGGAGGAAUGUGUGAUAAUGAUUUAGUGAUUUAUACUCUAAAAAUGAUUUAGUAGCUCCAGCAAGAAUAAGGUAAGGCUUAAUAACUUUAAAGGAAAUAUCAGAUUGAUAUUUCAUGGGAAAAUGAUCCCUUGUUCUGGUUGAAGUGAACAAAGAAGGCCAUAAAUGAGUGUGUAACUUAGAACAUUCCAGAGGUUAAAAAUAACUGAUGUUGAUGUACUUCCUCAGUGUGAUUCUUCAGAUAAAUCUUUUAUUUUUGUCAUAGUUUAAAUGUCAGAACAAUAUACAGUAUGUGUGUGUUGAGGAUGGACUUGCCGAUUCUUUAGAUAGCUCUAGUUUCUGGCCACUCUUUAGAAUUCUAAUGAUUUUGGCAAGUGAAUACAUUUUGCAGUCUGGGAGACUUGGUGGUCCCCCAGGGAAGGAGUUGUGACCUUCCCCCCACCGGGGUAUACAGAGCCAACAUACUAUCUGAUCCACAUACCUCACCAAGUGCUGGUUCCUUCUGCUCAAAAUUUCAUCUGUCUAAAAAGGGAGUGUGGUAUGAACCCUUGGACCUUUCACUAGUAUGACUUGGGAUUCAUGGUCACUAAGGUCACCCAAUUGCCUGUAUUAAAAAUCACUUUGAGCCGGGCGUGGUGAUGCACACCUGUAAUCCCAGCAACUUGGGAGGUUGAGACAGGAGGAUCACGAGUUCAAAG
Molecule: messenger RNA, 7195 nt
Organism: Urocitellus parryii (Arctic ground squirrel)
Lineage: Eukaryota; Metazoa; Chordata; Mammalia; Rodentia; Sciuridae
Gene: Ralgapb
Product: Ral GTPase activating protein non-catalytic subunit beta
Biological process (GO): regulation of small GTPase mediated signal transduction; activation of GTPase activity
Molecular function (GO): GTPase activator activity
Source: RefSeq, a predicted model, not a curated record